GUAUAUAGGGGCUUACACUGACGAUCCCAUUCCGGGAAACGUGACGUUGCCUCCCGGGACACCUUUCAAACACGACCACCAUGGUCAAGACUCAGCCACAGGCAUCCUCUUCGCUUCCAAAGCCAUCGUCCAGCUCAUGAUCAACCCGUUCUCCGGAGCCCUCAUCGACCGCAUCGGCUACGACAUCCCCAUGAUGAUCGGCCUGUGCAUCAUGUUCCUGUCCACGGCCGUCUUCGCCUGCGGCCGCAGCUACGGAGUCCUCUUCUUCGCGCGCAGCCUCCAAGGAGUCGGCUCGGCCUUCGCGGACACCUCCGGCCUGGCCAUGAUCGCCGACCGCUUCACAGAAGAAACAGAGCGCUCCAAAGCGCUGGGCAUAGCUCUGGCCUUUAUCAGUUUCGGCUGCCUGGUAGCCCCACCCUUCGGAGGAGCGCUCUACCAGUUCGCGGGCAAGGAAAUGCCCUUUUUGAUCCUGGCUUUCGUGUCUCUACUCGAUGGGUUCAUGCUCUUGAUCGUGAUGAAGCCGUUGAAGGCUCAGUUGAAAGACGCGCAGGUCAGCAAGCCUCCGUCGGUUCCUAUUUGGAGAUUGUUCAUGGAUCCGUACAUUGCUGUUUGUUCCGGAGCUCUAAUGAUGGCGAACGUAGCUCUGGCGUUCUUGGAACCAACCAUAUCUCUUUGGAUGGAAGACAACCUUACGACGGACAACUGGAAGAUCGGAAUGGUAUGGUUACCGGCGUUUUUUCCUCAUGUUUUAGGUGUAAUUAUUACGGUAAAGAUCGCAAAAAAGUAUCCUCACCAUCAGUGGCUUAUGGCUGCAGUAGGACUAGCCUUGGAAGGACUAUGCUGUUUUAUAAUACCGUUCUCUACAAGCUAUGUGGUCUUGAUGAUACCGCUUUGCGGAAUAUGCUUUGGAAUCGCCUUGAUAGACACUGCAUUACUUCCAACCUUAGGAUACCUAGUAGACGUACGAUAUGUCUCAGUUUACGGAAGCAUCUACGCUAUAGCCGACAUCUCCUAUUCCGUAGCAUACGCAAUAGGUCCUAUUAUAGCGGGAGAAGUCGUAGAAGCUAUAGGCUUCACAGCAUUGAACGUAGGGAUAGCUCUUUCAAACCUAGCAUACGUACCCUUACUCUCCUACCUAAAACACAUCUACGACUUCAAGCCCUUCGAAAACGAAGCCAAUAUCUUGAUGUCAGACCCACCAAACAAGGAGUACCAAACUUACUCAAUGCAAGAACAAAAAACCGUAGAAGAAAACGUACAAAACCACCUGGAAUACCGUCAGCAAGAAACCAAGUUCGACGAUUACGAGCCACAAAGCUACCAGUACCCGGAGCAGAAUCAGUCGUACCAGAACCAAACGUACCAAGGACCUCAAGUUCCUCCUAGACCUGUCCAAGGUCAAGGGAGGGUAUUACCUCAGCAACCAGCGAAUCCUUUCAGGCCGCAAGGGCCACCUACAAUGUCCACGGGAGGCAACCCCUUCAGGCAGGGUAUGUAGAUUAAGAGAAUUCGUACUUAGGAGUGAACUAGCUAAAAGAAAAUGAAUGUAGUUAUAUGAAAAUUUAAAG
Sitophilus oryzae (rice weevil) is the source of this 1568-nucleotide messenger RNA. RefSeq names its product vesicular acetylcholine transporter-like. The transcript is spliced from 2 exons. Gene Ontology annotation, molecular function: xenobiotic transmembrane transporter activity; acetylcholine transmembrane transporter activity. Gene Ontology annotation, cellular component: AP-1 adaptor complex; terminal bouton; AP-2 adaptor complex. The annotation marks the transcript as partial. Lineage: Eukaryota; Metazoa; Arthropoda; Insecta; Coleoptera; Curculionidae. The record is from RefSeq and is a predicted model, not a curated record. Gene Ontology annotation, biological process: transmembrane transport; xenobiotic transport; chemical synaptic transmission.